Lacerta agilis (Sand lizard) is the source of this 802-nucleotide messenger RNA. Its product is annotated as transmembrane O-methyltransferase homolog. The transcript is spliced from 3 exons. Gene Ontology annotation, molecular function: catechol O-methyltransferase activity. Bases 1 to 780 code for a protein of 259 amino acids. The record is from RefSeq and is a predicted model, not a curated record. NCBI's taxonomy places the organism in Eukaryota, Metazoa, Chordata, Lepidosauria, Squamata, Lacertidae. Gene Ontology annotation, biological process: catecholamine catabolic process; dopamine metabolic process; developmental process.
AUGGUCUCCCCGGCGAUUGCGCUGGCGUUCAUCCCUUUCGUGGUGACGCUGCUCAUCCGCUACCGGCACUACUUCUGCCUCUUUUACCGGGCAGUGCUGGUGCGGCGGCUGCGAGAUUACCUGACGGGAAUCCCCAAGGAAGAGAGGGCCUUCCAGUACGUCUUGACCCACACCAUCCCGGGAGACCCCCAGCACAUCUUGGAGACCUUUGACCACUGGAGCUACCACUGCGAGUAUCUCAGCAACCUGGGGCCCCAGAAAGCCAAGAUCCUGGAGCGGCUGAUAUAUGAGAAGGCCCCCCUCAGAGUCUUGGAGCUGGGCACCUACUGCGGAUACGCCACCAUCCUCAUCGCGCAGCUGUUGCCGCUGGGCGCCCGGCUGUACACCGUGGAGAUGGACGACCGCAAAGCGGCCGUGGCCGAGAAGGUCAUCCGCCUCGCUGGCUUCGACGAUGACACCGUGGAGCUCAUCCGGGGACCCUCGCAGGAAGUCAUCCCCCAGCUCAAGGAGAAAUACGGGCUCAGCCACGUGGACUUCGUCUUCAUGGACCACUGGAAGCGCUGCUACCUGAGGGACCUGCAGCUUCUGGAGGCUCACGACCUUCUCCUGGAAGGGGCCACCGUCGUGGCCGACAACAUCAUCUUCCCCGGCGCGCCUCAUUUCAUGCAGUACGUCAAGGCCUGUGGCAAGUACAAGUGGAGGAUCCACAGGACCAGUUUGCAGUACUUCCGGGCCAUUCCCGACGGCAUGGCCCAGCUCACCUGGACGGGUCUGCAGUGAUGGGAGAGGUCACUGUUAUAGG